Messenger RNA from Girardinichthys multiradiatus, 2564 nucleotides. It is a transcript of the gene angptl1a, whose product is annotated as angiopoietin-like 1a. NCBI's taxonomy places the organism in Eukaryota, Metazoa, Chordata, Actinopteri, Cyprinodontiformes, Goodeidae. Gene Ontology annotation, biological process: cell surface receptor protein tyrosine kinase signaling pathway. The coding region runs from base 216 to 1673 and encodes 485 amino acids. The transcript has 6 exons. The record is from RefSeq and is a predicted model, not a curated record.
GGGGGGGGGGGGGGCAGCUCAGACCACAGGAACAAAGACAGAGACAUGAAGAGGGAUGACUCCUGAGCAGCGCAACUCGAUGAAAUCUCAACACAACAGGCACGCUAAACUAUAACCAGAGAAAACCAGCACUAACCCACGACUGGUGUCAAAGCAGGGAGGCCUGGAGGGAGCCCCAGUAGUUGUCCAUCAAUCCAUCCAUCCAGCCGGCAGCAAUGCAGGGGCUGAUCUGGAGCCUGUGCGCCUUGCUCUGCCUCUCUCUGUGGGAGGAAUGUUACUGCCGGAGCUCAAGGGAAGCCUGGAGAACCAAAGAGCUCUCCCUCCAGAGGAGUAAAAGAGCUGCUCAGGACCUGGAUGCUAAAAAGUGUUCCUAUACUUUCCUGGUGCCGGAGCAGAGAAUCACAGGUCCGAUCUGUGCCAGCACCACUGGCCCUGAGCCAGACAAAGACAGAGUGACCCGUAUGGACAUCUCAGAUGUGCGGGAGGUUCUUAACAAACAGCGGCGCGAGAUUGAGACGCUGCAGCUGGUGGUAGAGGUAGACGGUAAUUUAGUGACUGAGAUGAAGCUGUUGCGGAAAGAGAGCCGCAACAUGAACUCCAGGGUCACCCAGCUCUACAUGCAGCUGCUGCAUGAGAUCAUCAGGAAAAGGGACAAUUCUUUAGAGUUGGCCCAGCUGGAGAACCGCGUCCUGAACGUGACCUCGGAGAUGAUGCGACUGGGUUCGCGGUACAAAGAGCUGGAGGCCCGGUUCGCCACGAUGGCCGGGGUGGUCAACAACCAGUCUAUACUCAUCGCUGCGCUAGAGGACCAAUGCAUGAGGACGCUGGGACGGAGUGAGCUGCCCCCAGUUCCUCCGCUGGUGCAGGUGGUGCCGGAGAACAUACCCAUUGAUAACCGCUUCACCAAUGAGAUCGUGAGGAACAAUCGGGCCUUCCUCAGAGACUCACGCAUGGAGGCACCUACUGCUAGUCCCUUUGGGAUUGAUCAUCCACCACCCCAAGGGACAAUCACCUCUGAUGGGCCUUUCAAGGACUGUUUCCAUGUGCGACGGGCAGGUCAUUCUAACAAUGGUAUGUAUCUGCUCAAGACUGACAACAGUGACUACCUGAUCCAAGCCUGGUGUGAACAUAGCCUCGACAACGGGGGUUGGACGGUGUUACAAAAGAGGAAAGAUGGCUCUGUCAACUUCUUUCGGAAUUGGGAAAACUACAAGAAAGGGUUUGGCAACAUAGAUGGUGAACACUGGCUUGGGUUAGACAAUAUCUUCAACUUAGCGAAACAAGGUGACUACAAGCUGAUGAUAGAGCUGGAAGACUGGACACGGAAGAAGGUGUAUGCCGAGUACAGCAGCUUCUACCUGGAGCCAGAGAGCGAAGGUUACAAGCUGAGGCUUGGGACUUACCAAGGAAAUGCUGGGGACUCCUUCAGCAGCAACAAUGGCAAACAGUUCACCACACUCGACCGUGACAGGGACGAGUUCUCUGGCAACUGUGCACACUUCCAUAAGGGUGGCUGGUGGUACAACGCUUGUGGUCAGACCAAUCUAAAUGGAGUUUGGUACAGCGGUGGAGUUUACCGCAGCAAAUUUCAGGAUGGGAUCUUCUGGGCGGCCUAUGGAGGGGGCUUUUACUCUCUAAAGUCUGUCCGUCUCAUGAUUCGGCCAAUUGACUGAGACUUGGAACUGUGGUUCAUCCAUGCAAGAUCAUCUUCUACCCGUAAAUAAAUUAUAUAAAAAGGCAGAAUCAGGAAUCUCUGCCAUCAUAUAACAGAGCCAUGUAAAAGACAGUUGAGAGACAUCGGUCUAUUGCCAGACAAAAACAACUCCAACAGACAGCUAAAAUGAAGACGGAUCAGCUUUCCUUCCUUAAGUAAUUGCUCUCCUAUGAGGUCAAACAGUAAUAGGCCAUCAGUCUCCCUGAGGCUGCUCAGUAUAACUCUAAUGCAUCUUACUUGAUUCUGUCUUUUUGAGACUGAGUAUGUAAUAAAGGAAAAUGGUCAUUUACUACAGACAUGAGAUUUCUCUUGAGCAGCUAAUGAUGACUUAUUGAAAGUAGUGCUUCUUAAAUCAAGUGGCACCGGAUAUUUGUAUAACACAGUGCUAAUAAGCAAUGACAACUGAUACUAUUUUAAUUUGAAAUUUGAAAAUCUAACAACGGAGGACUGAUUUUGCCAAAUUGUUUGUGGGAUUAUCUGUUUUUUAGAGUAUCCAAAAGAAAGUGAAGUCAGCGAUAUGUGUGCUUGUCGAUUGUGCAUACGGCUGAGCUGGCUAUAGUAUGUAAAUAUUGUUGGCUUUAACUGUUUAAUUUAAAAAAAAAAAGGUAUGAUUCGAUUCAGGCCUUCACAGUGUUACCGCUUUGCCUUUCUUUGUUGUUAUUUAUCAGUGUAUUUAUAGUAACUGUAGUCAUUCCUGAUAAAUGUUUUUAUCCCAUACAGAGGUGCAUUAGAAACCUCUGAACAGAUGUACACAGCGGAAAAAAAAGAGCACGACUUGUUGACGAGUGGAUGGGAAACAUAUGAGGUGAACUUAUAGCCAUCCUAGAAAAAAUAAAACAUUUAAAACAAA